This is a messenger RNA of Apiotrichum porosum, 1491 nucleotides long. RefSeq lists its product as uncharacterized. The coding region runs from base 1 to 1491 and encodes 496 amino acids. Gene Ontology annotation, molecular function: transmembrane transporter activity. Gene Ontology annotation, biological process: transmembrane transport. The record is from RefSeq and is a predicted model, not a curated record. Lineage: Eukaryota; Fungi; Basidiomycota; Tremellomycetes; Trichosporonales; Trichosporonaceae. The transcript has 2 exons. Gene Ontology annotation, cellular component: membrane.
AUGAGCAUCAAGUACGAGCUCGACCAUGUGGACAAGGCCGAGCAUCAUAUAGAAGAACCACACAGAAAAGCCGUUCCCAUGCACGGCCUCGACAUGACCGCCGCAGAGCUCAGGCUCCACCGGCGCGUCAACCUCAAGAUGGACUGCUGCGUCCUCCCGCUCAUGUCACUACUCUACCUCAUGAACGGCCUGGACCGCAGCAACAUUGGCAACGCUGCCACUGUCGGAUUUGCCAAAGACGUCGGCAUGCCCGCAACCGCUGUUAACAACGCCGUCACCUUGUUCUUCAUCACCUUCCUCAUCUUCCAGCCCAUCUCGGCGGCGGCAGGCAAGGCACUCGGCGUAAAGUACUGGAUGCCCUUCCUCAUGUUCGGAUGGGCCAUGUUCACCAUUGCACACGCCUUUGUCAAAUCAGAGGGUGAACUGAUCGCCUUUCGACUCAUGAUCGGCGUGUUCGAGGCUGGGUUUUACCCCUGCGCCGUCUACUACCUGUCGACAUGUUACAUCCGGUACGACCUCGCACUCCGUAUCGCCAUCUUUUACGGCUCGUACGCCAUUGCCGGAGCCUUCUCGGGCGUCCUCGCGUAUGGGCUCCUCCAGAUCAAGGGAUCAAUGCACUCUUGGCAGUACCUCUUCAUUAUCGAGGGCGCUCUCACGGCCGGGCUCGCCAUCAUCGCCGUGUUUUGGAUCCCAAAGCACAUUUCGACCGCCUGGUUCCUCAACGCCGACGAGCGCGAGUGGGCCGCAGAGCGAAUGGUUCGAGACAGCGGUGGCGAAGACAAUGCCGCGGCGGGUAUCGCCAUGACCGACGUCAAAGAAGCGCUCAAGGAUUGGAAGUUCUGGAUGGUUCUGCCCGCAAACAUUGCAGCUUCUGUACCUGGACAGGCCUUCUCAGUCUUCCUCCCGCUCAUUGUCAAGGACCUCGGGUAUACCUCGUACCGCGCCAACCUGUUCUCGGUACCAAUCUACUUUGUCGGCGCCGUCGGCCUGUGGAUCUUUGCCUACUCGUCCGACAGGUUCAAGGAGCGGUCUUGGCACAUUAUCACUGCCUUGGUGAUUGUCAUUCUGGGCCUUACCCUCGUCAACCAGCUUCCGACAUCACAGGGAAAGUACGCCGCCCUGUGCGUCCUCCAGAUCGGCUCAUACACGGCCCCGCCCCUCACGGUCGCCUGGCUGGCCGGCAACACGCCGUCCCCAGGAAAGCGUGCCCUCAUCCUCGGCUUCAACGGCUGGGGCAACCUCGCUGGCGUCAUUGGGUCGCAGCUCUUCCGCCCACAGUAUGCCCCAAAGUACCGCCUCCCGUUCUACGUCUGCCUAGGUGUCAACGUCUUUGCGCUCAUUCUCUAUGCCGUAUACCGGUACACCUUGCUCGCAGUCAACAGGCGCCGUGCUGCAAAGCUGGCAUCAAUGACUCCCGAGCAGCAGGACGACGAGCUGUCCAACGAGGUGCGCCUGGGCGACAAGAAGUACACGUUUGUGUACGCGACCUAG